CAUCGUUUCGCAGUGGCUUCCUCGAAGAGCAAAGGAUUUUAGGUCCGUCGAGGCGUUGGGUUGGGGGGAGAGUGUACCAGCAAAGCCUGUGUGAGUGUGUCACCCAAAUCCCAAAAUUGUUAAAAACUCUUCAUCUCCCGCUCACGCCAUGCCAGGGGAAGAUAUGGACCGUCGAAAAGAGAGGAUGAAAAAUGAAUGUAAAAAGAUUAUGGAUAGCAUAAACUCAAUGUCAUUUGUAAAUCUAGAUGAUCAACGAGUGCAAUCACUCGUGAUGAUGAGGGAAAUAGCUCGUGGAGUUGUCCAUAACCGAGUUGAAAAGGUUACUAAGAGUGAUGUGAAAAGGGCAUUGUCCUCGAGUAUCGAGAAGAUGGUAGGUUCGUGCAGGGAUGUCAUUGGCAUUCUAAGUAGGAUGUCCUGUGAAGGCUUGGAUGACCAGCAAUUGCAAUCAUUAAUGCAGAUGAAAGAAAUUGCAUUGGGGAUUGUUAAUAAACGAGCUAAAGUGGCAACAACCGAGCAUCGUGAACAUGGAGAAUUGGUUGAUGGAACUGAUUUACAGAUUGUAGAGAAUGAGGAAAAUGGGGUAAUGAGCAUCAAAGAUGUUGACAUUGGAGAAGUACAAAGAAUAACGUUUGCAGAUGAACUGCUGGAGGAGGAAUCAAAGUUAAAUCACAAUGAUGGUCAGAAUGAGGAUAACAGAAGCAUUGUGGGUGAAGAAACAAAUACAGUCAAUGGGGAUGUCCAGAUUGAAGGGGCAGAAGGGAUGAUGCUUGGAGACAUACAUCUAGAGGUGGAUACUAUUUCAAGAAAUGCAGAUGGUCAAAAUGAGCUCCAGGAAAGCUUCGCUAGUGGGGAAAGAGAUGCUCGUGAUGAAGUGCAGAUUGGACAAGUAGAAGGGAUGAUGUUUGAGGAUGAGCAACUGGUGGUGGAGGCUGAGUUCAGAACUGAAGACGGUCAGAAUGAGCUGCAAGACAGCCUGCUUUGUGGGGCAUCUCAAACAUGCAAUGAGAAUGCGCAGAUAAAAGGUGUCAAAUAUGAGCCACAGGAUGUAGAAGAUGAAUUGAAAAAUGGAGAUUGUAAGAAUGAGGUGGCUCAAUUGUUGUUACCGUCAUCCCUUCGGCGCUCUCUUGCCUGGCCUCCCGGUGGCAGGAUAACGUUAGAGUGGGUAAAGGACAUGAUGUCCACCCUCGAGCAGUUCACAAAGGAGGACUCACCAUCAGAAUUUUCGUCUGUCAUGCCACUUGAUGUGGUUGAUAAAUUAAUUAAUACUGCUUCAAGUAUUCUAAUCAUGGAACCAAACUGUGUGGAAGUUGGUUGUGACGGAGAAGAUUCGAGAGUUGUUGUAGUUGGUGAUAUUCAUGGACAGUUUCAUGAUCUACUCAAUCUCUUUAAACUUGCUGGAUUGCCCUCUGAGAACCAAUUUUAUGUUUUCAAUGGAAAUUAUGUAGAUAAAGGAGCAUGGGGAUUGGAGGUUUUCACUGUCUUGUUGGCUUGGAAGGUUUUGAUGCCUUCUACAGUAUGUCUACUACGUGGAAAUCACGAGUCCAAACAUUGCACGUCAAGAUAUGGUUUUGAGCAAGAGGUCAGGGCCAAAUUUGGUGAUCAAGGUGAAUAUGUUUACAAUAAGUGCCUGGAAUGCUUUAAAGAGCUCCCUUUGGCCUCUGUAAUAGCAAGUUGUGUAUACACUACUCAUGGAGGGCCUUUCCGAAGUGUACACUCUGCCUCUUUCCAAAGGUCGAAGAGGAAGAGGACACAAAAGCUGGAACUCGGUUCAUUGGAAGACUUGUCUAUAAUAAAAAGAUCUUUUAUAGAUGCUCCGAGUAGAGGUUCGCAUGUAGUAUUGACUGAUAUACUGUGGUCAGAUCCAUCAAAGGAAGAUGGUCUAGCAGAGAAUGCAGAUGAAGGAUUGGGUUUGUGGUGGGGUCCUGAUUGCACUGAGGCUUUUUUAAAACAAUCCAAGUUAAAGUUGAUCAUAAGAUCACAUGAAGGCCCCGACGCAAGGGCUGGUCAGGAUGAUUUUGGAGAUAUGCUAUGUGGGUACAGCACAGAUCAUGUUGGAGAAUCAGGGAAACUAUACACUUUGUUUAGUGCGCCAGAUUACCCACAGUUUGGUGAAAAGAGGUAUAAUAAUGAUGGAGCAUAUGCUGUAUUGAAGCCCCCUCAUUUCGAAAAUCCUUCUUUCCACUCAUUCAAAGCCGUAGAAAGACCAAAGGUGGAUCCUUUUGUUGCUGUGGAUAUUGAAGACGUAACCUAUACCGGUGAACGGGAAUGGACUUCAAUGAUGAGAGUUCCAGCUGGGAUGAGCUCUAGAAUUGACUUUGAGGCAUUGGGCAUUUCAAAUCCCCCUUCGUGGAGUGUUUUAUUGACAGAUGAUACAGGUGGCACCCAAGUUGUCGAAGUUCCAAAGGCUCCGGUGGUGGAAGGACUGCCUCUGUCUUCCAACUUGCAGGAGCCUCACAAGGCUGCAUAUGAGUACUUCUUGGAGCUUAUAGCUGCCCUGAAGCAUAUGCUUUCGACAAGAGUGAUUGAGAAAGGGAACUGCGAGUCAUUUGUACAGAGGCGACAAAAUUAGGUGAACUUGAAGAUAGUGUAGUGUACAUGAAAACAUGCCAUUAAACUACCAAACAUACAAUCAUUGGUAUUGGUGCUGUUUUAAAAAAAAUAAAAAAAAAAUACGACGAAGUAAGAUUUGUUUGUAUAGAAAAUUUUUGGUUCAUGUGAUUAGAAUGCAAAUUACCAGGCAAUAGAAAGACUGUCAUCAAUUCCAACAAA
Messenger RNA from Ziziphus jujuba (common jujube), 2769 nucleotides. Its product is annotated as serine/threonine-protein phosphatase 7-like. Gene Ontology annotation, molecular function: protein serine/threonine phosphatase activity. Gene Ontology annotation, cellular component: nucleus; cytosol. NCBI's taxonomy places the organism in Eukaryota, Viridiplantae, Streptophyta, Magnoliopsida, Rosales, Rhamnaceae. The record is from RefSeq and is a predicted model, not a curated record. The coding region runs from base 149 to 2569 and encodes 806 amino acids. The transcript has 12 exons.